AUGAAUCGGACCGGCCCUGUCACCAAUCAUGUGGUCGCAAAACAUCGUCUUAGCGAUGAUUGGCCUGGAAGCAGUGAAGUUGGAGCCGGGACGGAUGUCUUUGAUCCGCUUGAUCCCGCCCUGUUCAGCCAUGGACCCAUUAAGCAGAUUAUGCUAGCGGAGAUCUGUUACAUGGCAGCCGAAGCCCUGAGACAUUUAUUCUUCUUGCCCCUCUAUCUACGCAUAUUUCCUUCAGAACAGUUCCAGCUGAUUGCAUACGUAUUGAUGGGGUUGUCAGCUUGCUUCGGUUUCUCCAACACUUGUCAUGACAUUCCAGUGCCUACCUAUCCCAUACUUCUGGUCCGGUUGGACUGGGGAGUACCAAGGAACGUGUACCAACAUCAACGCAUAUUCAUGUCAGUUGUCUACGGUUGCGGUCGCUCGUCAAGUUUUCGAAAUCUCCCAACACUACAUAUGCCAACACUCUAG
Molecule: messenger RNA, 468 nt
Organism: Penicillium roqueforti
Lineage: Eukaryota; Fungi; Ascomycota; Eurotiomycetes; Eurotiales; Aspergillaceae
Exons: 3
Coding region: 1-468 (155 amino acids)
Source: RefSeq, a predicted model, not a curated record